Molecule: messenger RNA, 2646 nt
Organism: Miscanthus lutarioriparius
Lineage: Eukaryota; Viridiplantae; Streptophyta; Magnoliopsida; Poales; Poaceae
Source: the annotation of a GenBank genome assembly
AUGGCUCCUCAUUACCAAGCUGCGACCUUGAUCGCCUCUCCGUCUUACCCAAACGCCAUUGCUUGGUCAAGUGACAAUCUUGUGGCUGUCGCAUCUGGUCACAUUGUAACUAUUCUGAACCCAGCUGCGCUUGAUGGACCCCGUGGAUUGGUUGGACUUCGUCGCAGUGACCCUUUUCCUAUAGGAGUGGUUAAGAGAGAAGAUCUCUUGGAGCCAUGUUUAUUGCCCACUUCCUUAGCACGUGAAACUGAACCAUGUGCCCGAUCGAUUUCAUGGUCUCAACAAGGAUUUGCACCUAACUCUGGGUGCUUGCUGGCUGUUUGCACUGUGGAUGGUCAUGUGAAGCUUUACCGGUCACCAAUUUGGGAGUUAUGUGAUGAAUGGGUUGAAGCCGCAGAUAUAUCACAGUUGCUGUUUAACUACUAUAAAACUAUAAAUUUCGGAGAGGAUAAUGGUUCUCAUUUGACUUCUCUGAAGAAUACAAAUACUGGGGAGACAGAGGUUUUAGGAUCUACUUGUGAAUUGCAAGAAUCUCUUUCUUUCAGGGGUCCUGGACAGAGAAAAAGAAAGCCACCAAGCAAUGAAGUUGAUUUAGACGCUUCAAAGGAUGCAGACUUCUCGAUGGAACCAUGCUCUAAAUCAAAGAAGAAAUCGUUGAAAAAGACUGUAAAACCCAGGCAUGAAAUAGUUGCUGUAAAUGAACGAAACAGCACAGGAAAUAUUAAAGCAUCAUUGUCCUCCAAUGGAGAAAACAAAUCUCUUCCUCUCAUCACGGCAAAACAGUAUGCUUGUCGUGCUGCACAUUUGUCUUCCCUUGUAGUUUCAUGGUCUCCAGUUGUGUCAUCAAGUGAUAAAACUUCUUGUUUAUUGAGGCAAUGGUGCAUUCUUGCUGUUGGCUCUAAAUCCGGAAAUCUUUCUUUUUGGAAACUAUGUAAGCCAGAAUAUUACACAAUAGAUGCUGGUGUGGUUAUCAGUGAUCCAAUGCUCAUCGGCGUUUUGCAAGCUCACAAAUCAUGGGUCAGUGUCAUAACUUGGCAAGUUCUUUCUGCGGGCUCUUCAAAAUCCUCGUUGCUUUUAGCUACUGGAUGCUCAGAUGGAAGUGUUAAGAUAUGGUUAGGGAAUAUUGAAGGGUUAAAUCAAUGUGCAAGUGGAGAAGAAGUGCCAUUUGUGUUAGUUGCUGAGGUCGCCACUGAUUUAUCAGCUCAAGUGUCGUCAAUCUCAUUAGCCAUACCUGCCCGGUCUCAACAUGAGGUUAGUUUGGCAAUUGGAAGAGUAUCCGGGUCACUAGAAAUAUGGAUAUGGAAUGCAUCUAGCAACAAAAUUGAGAUUUCCAGUGCAUGGCAUGCACAUGAUCAAGUGGCGACAGGUUUACAAUGGGCUAUGGAUGGCUAUUGUUUAUUCACUUGCAGUCAGGACAAUUCUGCACGUUGUUGGAUCUCUCAUGAAAACCACCUUGAAGAAAUUUUUGUGCAUUCAAAUUUUCCAGAGCUAAGGGAGUCAGCAGAUCUAUCAGAAGUCUCUGAUCGAUGCUAUGGUCUUACACUAGCACCUGGAGAACAGAUGAUUGCUGUGGUCCGCAGUUUGGAUCUGAACCUUUUGAACCAGAUGUAUCAAGUCAGGACACAAAAGGCGGUGGUUGAGUUCAUCUGGAUCGGUGGCCAAUUUGUUGGUAUUCCACUUGACAGGAGCAUUGAUAUUUGCAGUCCACAGUCUGCAGACUUAUCGUCAAGUAACCUUACAUGGUGGGGAUCCAACAUUUUGUGGUCGCUGAAGAAAUACGAAAAUGUUGAAAAGAGGCUUGUGUUAUGGGAUGUUGUAACUGCGCUGCAAGAGUUGAAGAAAUCUGCACCUGCCUUUCUGGAGACUUUACUGCAUAGUUGGGUCUCAGCUUUAUUUUCGGGCGACCCACUGCGUGUUUCUAUCAAUGCCCCGUCAUGUUCAAUGCAUGGCAUGAUGCCCUAUGUCAGCUCACGGAAGCUACACUUACUGAACAUAAUUUGCAGAAAAGUAAUGCUCAGCAAUCAUGCACAGCAUGGUCCUGGUGCUCAAAACGGUAAUGAGGAAACAACUGAUUUCUGGAACGCUCUUUUGGUAAGGAGUGAAACAGAACUGCGAGAGAGGCUGGUGGGUUUCACCUUUGCUGCAGUCCUGAAGCGGACAGCAUGUUUGUUCAAUGGUACCUCUACUGAAAAUUGCUGGUUUCCUGUCGGGGUUGCCCAGAUGGAUUCUUGGGUGUCCAUGAAUUACGAAAAAGUGCAUAGCCAGCUGCAGUCUAUCAGAUCGAAGAUCAAAGAUCUAGGAAGCAGGAUCGACGGAUACUCUGAUGUAGAAAGCUGCCCCUACUGCUCUUCGCCAGUCCAUUUCGAGUCGCCUGAUGUAGCCAUCUGCGGAGAAAGGCACACGCAGUCGCGGUGCAGGGCAUCCAUGAUCCUGUGCUCCGUCGUGCAGCCAGUGUGGCACUGCGUGUGCUGCGGUGGCACGGUCGACAAGCUGUUGCCGGAGUCGUUCUUCACCAUGCAGGCGUCCACCAUCGAUGAUGAAGGAUCGCUCGAUUUGUCAGCAGCCUCCGUAGCACUCUGCCCCUUCUGCGGCAUCCUGCUGCAGAGGUCGAUGCCGGCGUUCCUGCUCUCCACCUCGCCGGUUUAG